Sclerotinia borealis F-4128 is the source of this 2241-nucleotide messenger RNA. Lineage: Eukaryota; Fungi; Ascomycota; Leotiomycetes; Helotiales; Sclerotiniaceae. The record is from the annotation of a GenBank genome assembly.
AUGUCAUCAGAUAAUCAAGGAAGGGUUCUGGAGCUGAAAAUUAGGCCCUAUCCGGCACAAUCGCAAGAAAGACCCGAUUUUAGAGGCGUAGCGCGUGUACUCGUCUGCACAACUGUUCUACUAGAUCUUCAAGUUCAACCUGGACAGACUUGCUUUUUGUGGAAGAAAUCUGAAGGGGAAGAGACUAGAAGAGAAGCGAUUGUUUGGCCGACCUCUGAGAGGAAUUUAAGUCGAAAUGUCGUGCAAGUCAGCAAGGCAUUUCAAGAGGCAUGCGGCUUCAAAUUGAGUGACGAGAUGUUGGUUGCUGGAGGAGGAGAGUUGGACGUUGCAAAGGAGAUUCUGGUCGAGGAUGUUGGCAUGACCGAAGGGGGUUUGCCGGAGUUGAAGGGAGAAGCCAAGAUUUGUUGGAGGUUUGUUUUGAAAGAUCUUUUGGCUCGCGCUGAAGUGAUUUACCCUGGCAUGACAUUCAGAGAUGUGUUGCUCACAAGAGAAAAGCGAACCUUUACAGUUCUUUCUAUCGAUGGCUCGAAAUCUGGUGUUGCUAGUUAUCAUGAUGAAGUAUCAUCUCCGAAUAUUGCAACGAUUGCAGAACUCGGUAGAGCCAAAGUAUCGACUGCAAGUAAUGUUGAGCAUAAGCCUCUUCGCGUCGUUGAUAUUGCCGGCAUCGAUCAGGCUCUUGAAAAAUUGAACGAUUUCCUGAACGAUUUCAAUCGUGAAUUUGACUUCAAAGCUUGUAGAUCACCUGCAGUUCUUCUACAUGGUGGAAGCGGAACGGGCAAGACGUUCGUACUGAAGAAGAUUGCCGAUACAAAAUGGGGAAAAGUUCGCAAAAUCGAUAUUAGAACCAAACCUUCGGAAGUUCCAAAGAUUUUCAAAGAUUCAAAGAUCAACCAGCCAAGUAUUAUAGUCAUAGAUGAUCUUGAAUCUGUGGUUGUAAAGGGUGAUGAACCAUUGCGAGAAAUUACAAAAGCUAUUUGUGAGGGAUUGGAAGAUCUUCUUGAAGAUCACCCUCCAAAUUCUUUACCACGAGUUCUGGUGGCAGCGGCGACAUCUGAUAUUCUUAAAAUACCGGCUUCAUUACUAAAGCGAGGUAUGUUUACCACAGCUAUUGCUCUACCGAUCCCAGAUACAGCUGCCAGGAAAGCUAUCCUCAAGUAUAUGGAGCCGCAAAUGCGCCCUGAGACCCGUGAUGAGAUUCUCAAUGGUGUUGGAGAACGAACACAUGCAUAUACCCCGGAAGAUCUCGCCCGUUUAGUAGAUAGAGCAGCCAUGCUUGCACAAAAGAGGAAGGAUGUCAAAGGGAACUCGACUGAGCAAAAGUUUGUCAUUAAGGAGGAUAUCGAGCAUGCACUCCUGGAGAUAAGGCCAAGUGCAAUGCAUGAUAUUACUUUGCGACCACCCCGGGUUUUGUGGAGUGACAUCGGAGGACAAGAUAAUGUCAAAGAAUCCAUACAGCUCGCCAUCGAGACACCUUUACGCGACCAAGAAAGCAUGCAAGAGUUCGGCCGUUCCCCAACCAAAGGUAUCCUUCUCUACGGGCCCCCUGGAUGUGCUAAAACACUCAUCGCCCAAGCCAUUGCCACCGAAAUGGACCUCAACUUCUUUGCUGUCAAAGGCGCCGAACUCCUCUCCAAAUACGUCGGUGACUCCGAACGAGCUGUUCGAAAUAUAUUUGCCCGUGCACGCGCCGCAGCUCCAAGUAUCAUCUUCUUUGAUGAAUUCGAAUCGAUUGGUGGGACAAGAGAUGGUAGAAGUUCGAAUAAUGGGAUUAAUGUUGUUACCACUCUACUCAACGAAAUGGAUGGAUUUGAGAGUCUAAGGGGCGUUACUGUACUCGCAGCAACCAACAAACCACAAGAUCUCGACUUGGCACUUCUUCGUCCAGGUCGAUUCGACGAACUCAUAUACAUCGGAUUACCAGAUCUCGCUGGUCGCGAAGCGAUCCUACGUCAUCGACAGACCGAAUUCACAAUGGACAAAGAUGUAGAUAUAGCCGAGCUGGCUCUUCUCACAGAAGGAUAUUCUGGCGCGGAAAUGGUCAGUAUAUGCGAGAGGGGAUUUGAUGCAGCGAUGGAGAGACGUAGAAAGAACGGGACGAAGGAACCGGCGGUGAUGGAUGACUUUCUUGUGGCGAUUAGCAUGGUUAAAAUGCAGACAACAAGGAAGGUGGUGCAAGAAUUUGAGGGUUGGAGAUCGGUGACUGGUAUUCCAAUUAGAGGUCCGAAGGUCGAGGUGGUUUAG